UUGACAGCGGAGGCCACAUCCAUUUUCUACAGUAGAUACACCAAUAUGUAGCUCAGAAGGGGGGGGAUACAGUAACAUACCUUUUGUGGGAAAUGACCCAGGGGUUGUCGAGCAAUGCACCGGGUGGCCGACUGGGGACCGCGGGUAUCAAAUAUUAGAUGUUCAAGCGCCCAGACAGGCUGAUGGUCACCCGAAUUGCGUGAUAGCACACUAGAUGGCGUCGGGCGAUCCUACCUACCUUCGUCGAGGACGUUGCGACAUCCCCAUAUUCUCUUUGACGGUCUACUUUGAGCGAGUGGCUCGCCCCGUGCUGCGUCGGAAGUCUGCACAUGCUAUUGCCACGCAUAUAUUUGACCGUGAUCUCGAUGCCGUGCCGUUAGUCAUGCACUCGUUGCCCGGACUUGGAGUCAUAGAUACGCUGCCGCACCCCGCAGAGCCGCACCCCGCUUGUCCUCCUCCCCACGACCAGCGACAACGUCCAAGAUGGCCUCGGAGAAGCGUCAGAAGGCGAUUGAUCUCUCUCACCACCUCUCUGACAUCUCGCGGGCGAGGGAGACGUCACCGUUGAAGGGCCUCGGGAAGUACUUCGGUCGGCCUGGCCUGAUAAGCCUCGCUGGAGGCCUACCGAGCGAGGCGUAUUUCCCUUUCAGCGGGAUAAGCGGUGACGCGCUCGUCGCGGAUUCGUUCUCCUUGAAGCCGACUGAGCAGGAAUCCUCUUUGUCCUGGAUCUGGAAGUUGUUCAGCAGGACGAACAAGGAGAAGACAAACACGAUCACCAUCCCGAAGUAUGUCGAGCACCCGGCCGAAGAUGUUAAUCUCGCUGUCGCCCUGCAGUAUGGGAUGGCCACAGGGCUUCCACAGCUCCAGAAGUUCAUCAAGGAGUUCGUAGAGAAGAUUUACCAGCCCGCAUAUGAGGAUUGCACCGUCAUGGUACACACUGGGAACACCGAUGGGUGGUCACGGUGCAUGCAGACCCUCAUGAACCCGGGCGAAGCCUUCUUGACGGAGGAGUGGACAUACCCAUCGGCCGUAGCAUCGAGUAAGCCGUAUGGCAUGCAUGCUGUUCCAGUCGCCAUGGACAAGGAUGGCAUGAACCCUGCUGCGCUGCGCAAGGUUCUCGCUGAGUGGGACACCACGACUCAGGGCAAGCGCCCUCAUGUUCUGUACACCGUACCCGUCGGCCAGAACCCCGUCGGCUCCACCAUGGGUGCUACUCGCAAGAAGGCUAUCUAUGAUGUCUGCGUCGAAUUUGACAUCAUCAUCGUAGAGGACGAUCCGUAUUUCUUCUUGCAGCAGGGCGAGUAUGUCCCUAAGGCAAGCCGCGCAGAUACCGCGGACGCCUCGUCCGAGGACGCUUGGCUUGCUGGACUCGCACCGAGUUUCCUGAGGUUCGACUAUCAGGGACGUGUGGUGCGCCUGGACACCUUCUCCAAGUACAUCGCUCCAGGAUCGCGACUCGGUUGGCACACUUGCAACCCGCUGUUUGCGGAGAGGCUCGAGAGGCAGGGCGAGACCUCCGCACAAGCACCGUGCGGCUUUGGUCAGUCGUUGAUAACCACGCUCUUGAACCACUGGCAGAUGGAUGGCUACACGCGCUGGCUGCACGGGCUGGCCAUUCAAUACAAGGCCCGCCGUGACUGGUUCAUCGACUGCCUCGCGGAGGAGCUCCACAUCGAGGCAGCCACCUCGAGCACGGUCAGCUUCUGGAAGGACUGCGUCGUGUAUGACGCGUAUCCGAAGCGCAGCACCGGGUGGUUGAUGUCGGAGAAGGGUUCGGUCGAUACGAAGAUGUUGAGCUUCGUCCCGCCGACCUCUGGGAUGUUCGUCUGGAUUAAGGUUCACUUUGACAACCUCCCUGCGUAUAGGAGGAUUGGUGAAGGCGACGAGAGCCCUGAGAUUCAACUCUGGACCAAGAUCGCAGACGCGGGUGUUCUCAUCUCCCCUGGAUGGUUCUUCGCUGCGGACGUCGAGAACCCACCCACGGACGAGAUGGAGGGCCACUUCCGUAUUAGCUUCAGCAACGCCGACUUCGACACGUUGAAGAAGGCCGCGCAGAUUAUCGCUAGGGAGACGGACAAGUUCUUCAAGGCGUAGAUUGAUGAAAUGUAGACACUGUUUGGUUUAGACCUGCUGUACAUUGCUAUGUUAUAUGUACUGUGUCUUGGUGGAAGGUUUCUCUCAGAGACAUGUUCGAGACAAAAGCGAGGUCGUAUGGCGGCCCGUUUGUGGAAAUAAUCGGAUCGCACGAAAUGUAAUAGUACCUACGAAAAGUAUAAUAAAUGCACGAAAUGUGUAUUCACGAAAUAUUUGGAACCACUCACGAAAAGUUUGGAUGAUCACGA
Molecule: messenger RNA, 2342 nt
Organism: Rhodofomes roseus
Lineage: Eukaryota; Fungi; Basidiomycota; Agaricomycetes; Polyporales; Fomitopsidaceae
Product: PLP-dependent transferase
Exons: 11
Coding region: 484-2094 (536 amino acids)
Biological process (GO): biosynthetic process
Molecular function (GO): pyridoxal phosphate binding; transaminase activity
Source: RefSeq, a predicted model, not a curated record